UGUCGGGCGAGGCUUGGGCGAGGCUUCCAAUCAUGGCUUCGCUCGACGACAUGAACGCCAUUGCUGGCAACGCAUAUCGAGCAGGCAACCUGGAGGAGGCCAUCCGCCUCUACACACAUGCCAUUGAGGCUUACCCGGAGGAAAUCAAGCUCUACACCAAUCGUGCACUGUGUAACCUCAAGACAGGGCGGAUGGGCAAGUGCGUUGACGAUUGCGAGACGGCGAUCUCGCUCGCGCCGGACGCGCCGACGCUCAAGAGCGUGUAUUUGAAGGGCAAGGCCAUUGCACUGGGCGGAUGGAGCGUGCGUGACGGACCAUCGAGCGUGAGCCGCGAGUCAAUAGACUCGGGUCUGGCAGUGGACAUAUCCAAGGCCGACGCGCUGCCGCUGCUGCGGCAUGCGAUGAAGAUGGCGUUCAGCCUGUCGUCCGGUGCCUCCCAGUGGGUCAGCCAGAUCUCCGAGCUUGGGAUAUCACUGCGGAUCGAGCUCUGGCGCGAGCAAGAAGAGGCGCGCCGUGCGGAGGCCCAGCCACUGACUGGACAUGCACGGAGACUGUUCCAGGCCGACAUGCGCGAGCAAGUCAGCAACGUUGAGAGUCUGCGCAACGCCGGCGCGCUCGACGACGCCGAGGCCGAGGCCCAGGUCGCCGAAAUCCGCCGCGUGUACAGCAACAAGAUGAGCGACAUUGCGGUGGCGCUUACCGGCGGUGAGCUCACCAUGCAGCCAGUUGACAUUCCUGAAGCGCUCUGCUGCCCCAUCUCGUUCGAGCUCAUGGUCGACCCGGUCGUGCUUCCGUCAGGCGUCACCUAUGCGCGCGCCUCGAUCGACGAGCUUCUCGCCCUGGGCGGGAGCCAGGACCCGAUGACCCGCGAGCCUAUUUCGGCGGCGUCGAUCACACCCAACUUGCGGUCCGUCACCUUGUCGACUGGUUUGUCGAUACCUUCCCGUGGGCGAGCGAGCUCGGCGGCUGAGACCUCCCGGAGCGUUUACGUGUGCGGGUGGUAGACACCGUUGUGGCACUCGGGCGGCUCAGGCGUGGCCAUGAUGAUGGCGAUGUCGCCGGCGCGCAUGACGCCGUUGAGAUAAAC
Thecamonas trahens ATCC 50062 is the source of this 1087-nucleotide messenger RNA. Its product is annotated as tetratricopeptide repeat (TPR)-/U-box domain-containing protein. The record is from RefSeq and is a predicted model, not a curated record. The transcript is spliced from 2 exons. The coding region runs from base 33 to 1004 and encodes 323 amino acids. Gene Ontology annotation, molecular function: ubiquitin protein ligase activity; protein-folding chaperone binding. Gene Ontology annotation, cellular component: cytoplasm. Lineage: Eukaryota; Apusomonadida; Apusomonadidae. Gene Ontology annotation, biological process: protein quality control for misfolded or incompletely synthesized proteins; positive regulation of proteolysis; cellular response to misfolded protein.